CUGGGCUAUUCGGUUUACCGGCGCGUCAUAGGCUAUUACUCAGGUGGAGUCAAACCAGGGGAAGAGGAUGCAUUUGGUGAGCUAAAGUCUUGGUACAUGUCGCAUUUCACUGAUGCACACGGAACGACAGACAUGAGAAAAGCAUUAUCGCGAGACGUAAAGCAGCAGAGCGUGCGCGCCAACGGCAGAGACCACAGAGUCUCCCCGAGCGAAUGCUGGACAUGAUGGUGCCAAAGACCUUGUUGUCGUCGCUAAAUGUGGUUGUUGUAUUGCCUAGAGCUUCGUCUGUCGUCCGAAAAUGAGCUCACGCAUCAUUAGAUGCACAAAAUAGGCGCGCCCGAGAAAUCCCUAGCCGGCCCACAGGCAAAGCAUCACUGGUCUCGGCGCAACGUUGACUGAGCGACCUCAAUAUGGAUGUCCACGAUCCCAUUCAUGAUCUAGCGAGGCUCUCAGGCCUCAAAGAAACCGAUCUGAGCCCGCAUGUGCCCAGCAUACCAAGAACAGCCGACGGCAACCCGUCACUGGCGAGCGCCUUUUUAUCUCAGCAAGACCUCAGCAUAUGGUCUGAACAGUCCAGAGUGCCAGGAUCCGUCAUUCCGGACCAGACCGAUCUGGUUCGGGGCGAUCCUGACCUCGACGGGAACCCGACGAUGCAAAGUGCGACCAGCCAAGCCGCGCCCGAGAGCCAAGACGGGCAAGAUUCGCUCGCGACGCCAAAGACGCCAAAGCGAGUGCGCCAUAGACGGAGAACUCCGCCGCCCGUGUCGGUGAUCAGCAGCUUGGACGUCACCUUUGACGACGAGCCGAUAGAGUAUGCACCCGUGAAGCCCACCCAUCGCAACCGCAAAAAGCCAACGGGCAGAAUGUCGUCACAGCAAAGUGGCCCUGCGGUCGAAGGUGGCGCAAGAGCGGUCCUCAUCAGAGAUGCCAAAGACCAGGCCAACGAGGGUAUAUCAUCCAGUCUUGAUGCGCUUACCGGCCGCAAGGAGAAAUCGCUCGCAGAGCAGCUGAUCGGACGAAUUCAUACGUCUCGCCACGGCGGUGUGGCAGCAGACUUUGCUCCGCCCGUCAAUUUUGAGACCAUUCGCACCAUCACACCCAGGGAAGAGACCGUGUCAGCAGGCGAGAAGAAUCGGCUGUUCGGUCUCGCCGAAGCGCCAACGUAUUAUCCGACACAAGACGAGUUCCAGGAUCCGCUCAAGUACAUCGAAUCACUGAGCAAGAUUGCAUCUCAGUACGGUAUCUGCAAAGUCGUCCCGCCUGAAGGCUGGAAGCCCACGUUCAGCAUUCCUACAGAAACGUUCAGAUUCAAGACUCGCUUGCAACGCCUAAAUGCGCUCGAGGCUUCUGCAAGAGCCAAUCUCAACUUCCUUGAGCAGCUUUACAUCUUUCACAAGCAGCGAGAGUGUGCCAAGGUUCGCCUGACAUCUCUGCCGACCGUCAACAGAAGGCCAGUCAAUCUAUUCCUGCUUCAAAAAGCCGUCAGUAGUAGGGGUGGCUUUGACAUCGUGUCACGAGAUCGAAAAUGGCAAGAAGUCUCGCUAGCCAUCGGAAUCGAUCCAAAAUCGACUUCGGCCACUUCCGCGCUGAAAGCCACCUAUGCGAAGCUCAUUUGCCCCUUUGAAGAACAUGUCGAGCUCGUCAAGACGACGUCAGCGAAGAAGACCCCCGUUCAGCUACUGACGCCCGUCGCAAGCACUUCGACUUCGCCUGCUACGCCACUCCGACGAAAGACACGCUCACUUGGUCCUGUACCAGAGGUGCCCAUCUUCAAGGACUUUGUCAAGCCCGUUGCAGAGGACACACUGAAGGCAGAAGAAGUCUUGGAUGAAGCCGACAUCGCUAUUGGCCUGCCGCUACACGAUCUACCCCCCGAGGAUGUCGGCGAUGCCUGCGAAACGUGUCAUGCAGACAACCGCGCGAGUAAGAUGCUGCUCUGCGACGAAUGCGAUCGAGGCUACCAUAUUCACUGCCUUACACCACCCCUCAAAAGUAUACCUAAGGGUCGAUGGAUCUGCAAAGAUUGCCUCAUGUCGACUGGUCGUGACUUUGGCUUCGAUGAGGGUGACGAGCACAGCUUUCAUAGCUUCAGACGGCGUGCAGACGAGUUCAAAUCUUUAUGGGUCAAGCGACAUCCGCCAGCCUAUAUGCAACCCGAGGGAGCAUCUCUCGAGCAGCCAGCUUCUAUCAAUGACAAAAUCCUCGCAGGUACGUACGAUGACCUCGACGGCGUGCCUAUAGAGGAAGAGGAAGGCUUCGAUGCGAAAUGGCUGAGAGAGUCCUCACUGGAUGGACUGCCGAUCGAUUCGUCCCGCACUGGGACGCCCGCCUGUCCCGAUCCCAUGCCAGCACCACGCGAACCUACACCACCACUCACCGCUCCGUUGCCCAUUGAUCUGGCACUUGAGGAUUACAUUGAGCGCGAAUUCUGGCGCCUCGUCGAGACUACGGACGAGACCGUCGAAGUCGAGUACGGCGCAGAUCUACACACUAACGACACAUCAAGUGGCUUCCCUGAGAAGCGUCGCAAUGCUAGAGAUCCAUACGCACGAGACGCAUGGAAUCUCAAUAAUAUUCCCACUGCACCUUCUUCUCUGCUCCGCCACAUCAGAGGCAACAUUUCUGGCAUGACCGUGCCGUGGCUCUAUGUCGGCAUGGUCUUCUCCACCUUUGCCUGGCAUAAGGAAGAUCACUACACUUAUAGCAUCAAUUAUCAGCACUGGGGCGACACAAAGACUUGGUAUGGCGUGCCAGGAGACGACGACAUCCACCUCGAAGCAGCUGUCAAGGCGGCCGCACCUGAGCUCUUCGAGCAACAGCCUGAUCUGAUGUUCCAGCUUGUCACUUUGAUGAGCCCAGGCCGCCUCAAAGAAGCCGGCGUACGAGUUUACGCCUGUGAUCAGCGCGCAAACGAGUUCGUCAUCACCUUUCCUCGAGCCUAUCACGCCGGCUUCAAUCAUGGUCUCAACGUCAACGAAGCGGUCAACUUUAGCUUGCCGUCUUGGCUGGCCGACGACCUGGCUUGUGUGACGCAUUAUCAGCAGUUACAGAAGCAUCCCGUGUUCUCGCAUGAUCAGCUUGUUUGUACCAUCGCUGAGCGUGACAGCACAGCCAGCAUGGCCUGUCAUCUGCGUCCCCUGAUUGACGAGAUGGUCUCGCGCGAGCUGCGACAUCGCGACUAUGCACGGCGAGCGUUCCAAACUCUCGGCGGACUCGUCGAGACAGUCGAUCCUUCACAUCGAGUCGAAGAUGACUAUCAGUGCCAGUCGUGCAAAUGCUUUGCUUAUCUCGGUACUCUCGUUUUCAUGCCGCCGAUCGAACCAGAAUAUGACGCGCCCGACUCGCCCCUGAGCAGCAUUGCCUCGAUGGACGAUGCCAGGUCCGAGCUCGAGACUGCCUUAGCUGGCACAGCCUCACUUUUCAUGCGCCCAACCAUCUCCGAUGCAGCUCUGCUGCCGAGCCUUCCCGUCGUUCCACGCUUGACCUUGGUUCAGUCGCUGAGCAGCAGCCGAGCCGACUCGCCUUUGACGGAGCUUUCGAGUGUGCCGCGGUCAGGCUCGAGUCGUUCUCGUUCGCGGCAGACAUCGAGCGCCCCUGGCCCACAAAAGCCAAAGAUUGUCUGGAAUGGUCCCAAAGUCUAUUGUGCUCGCCAUGCGCGAGCGCUCCUCAAAGCUCUGCCGGGUCUUGUGCCUACAUUCCGAUUACAUUAUUCCGACGAUGAGCUUCUAGGUAUACAAGCAAUGGUUCGUCAGCGCACACGGUCGAGCGAGCCAUUCCACGAAACAGACGCUUCGAGCGAGUCGUCUAUGCUGAGCGACGACUCGCAGAAAAGAAAGCGCGCACACUCAGACAGUGACACGUCCGUCGACAGUCAUUCGGACGAGAAGCGUGCCAGACUGCCCACGCCUGUUAGCCUGUGAUGAUCUCUGUACUAGUAACCACACAUUGUGUGCCGACCACCUCACGUAUCUGCAAUUAGUGCAAGCAUGCUCGCUAUGCAAACUAUGCCUACAACAGAAA
Mixia osmundae IAM 14324 is the source of this 4020-nucleotide messenger RNA. RefSeq lists its product as uncharacterized. Gene Ontology annotation, cellular component: nucleus. The coding region runs from base 411 to 3920 and encodes 1169 amino acids. The transcript is spliced from 4 exons. Gene Ontology annotation, molecular function: histone demethylase activity; DNA binding. Gene Ontology annotation, biological process: chromatin remodeling. The record is from RefSeq and is a predicted model, not a curated record. NCBI's taxonomy places the organism in Eukaryota, Fungi, Basidiomycota, Mixiomycetes, Mixiales, Mixiaceae.